UGGAAGUCGUGUUAGUCUUUAGAAACAGAAAAUCUCUUUAUGAUUAAAAACGUUCAGCUAAUCAUCUGCUCUCUGCAGCCAACCUCAUACCAAUUAUUCUGGGGGCCCUGGAUGUUUUUAUGAACAAGCUGAGAGGAUUGUCUUUGCAUAGGACACAAGUCACAAUCUAGGAGCCCAAAAUUUUGGAAUAAGAGGUUGUAACUUAUGGGACAUCAUUUUCUUUAGCACACGUCUUUGAACUAGGAAUCUGGAAUGCUUAAAUCCAUGAGGAAUAGGUUUCCCAUUGCUUUCAACGAAAGUUGCCUUUUCUCGCAACAAACCUCACAAAAACAGUCCAAUUAUUUUCCCUCAUAUAUCUCGAAUGAAUCCGGUUUUGACACUGCUUCUGGAAGAGAUUGAUCGUAGCUUUCGAUGGACGGAGAAGAAGAUCAAGCCAAACAAUCUUCCGGGAGGAUCCCUUUCACCCAACUCAUCCAAGUGAGCGCUGAUUUCAUUCUUGCCCUGGCUAUGCAAGAGCAAGAGCAGGCCUACACCAUGCUCGAAACCAUAGAAAGCGAUAGUGAAGAAGACGACACUGAAAUUGACUAUGCUUCUUCGUCCUCUAGUGAAAACUAUGACCCAGACGUUGCUGCUUUCCUUGAAAGCCGAGAAUUUGAUGCUGAUGAUUUCAGGUUUCUUGAGGACGAAGAAAUUGGCAGCAGCAGUAGCAGCAGUGAUCAAGAAACGGAUGGUUUGGACGUGGAUGAACUAACUUAUGAGGAAUUUUUAGCACUUGGAGAAUUCAUAGGGGAAGAAAAAAGAGGACUUCCCAGGAGUGAGAUUUCUGCAUGUUUGCAUCCCUACACGUGCGAAUUAGCGGUCGGUCAGAGCAAGACUAGCAUCGAUCGAUGCGUGGUUUGUCAGCUCGAGUAUGACGAUGGUGAAUCACUAGCUGCAUUGUCCUGUGAACACCCUUAUCAUUGGGAGUGUAUAAGCCAGUGGCUUCAGAUUAAAAAGAGUUGCCCUAUUUGCAGCACACAAGUUUCAUCACCAUCCUCAUCGUCCAAGACCAUGAUUUUAUAAUUAAUUAAGGUUUCUGCAUUUCAUUUAUUUACUGGGUUUGAUUGUGAAGUGUAAUUGUACAAGAUUUAUGUUCUCAGUUUUAUGUAAUUAGUUGGAAUUUGGUAAUGAAUGAAGAAAUAAAAGAUCAUAGCAUUUACUUUAUUUAUUCAUUUUUUUUUUUUUUUGUCUAAACUGAAAUAGUUUUGUAAAAACUUUGCAUAUCGUAUGGGGAA
This is a messenger RNA of Malus domestica (apple), 1274 nucleotides long. Its product is annotated as E3 ubiquitin ligase BIG BROTHER-related-like. Lineage: Eukaryota; Viridiplantae; Streptophyta; Magnoliopsida; Rosales; Rosaceae. The record is from RefSeq and is a predicted model, not a curated record.